AUGAAUAUUCAACUACCAGCUAGCCAUCCCUGUUCAUAUUUUCACCACAGUCUUCUUAUUAGGGUUUUCUGGUUGUCUCCCCUCAUUAUGGACCACCCGACACCCAACAAUAGCUUAGAAGAUACCGCGUGGUCUAACUCGGGGUUGGACAGCUGGAGAAGCGAGGUGUUCAGACAAUCUCAAUCUUUCUUCGGGACCCCAUCCCCCGAGCCUUUGGCCAUUUCGAGAAGUGUACCCGCCGUUGGAGUCCCUCUAUACAACUAUCACAUUCAGUAUCCAGCGAUCCCAGCUCCCCACCCAUUUGCUCCGCUUCCUACCUCGGUUCCAUCUUUCUACCUGAGCCCAAACACCUUCCCUAAGCCCGUCGCUCAAAGCAACUCACCGUGCGUCCCGGUUCAAAGCAACACUGCUAUCUUUGCUCCAGACAGUCCCUAUCCCGAUUGCUACCCAAGUCCUUGGACUGAUUUCACUCCAUCUCCUUCCACGCCAGAACUCGCGGGCCCAAACAACGAAACCAACCACCCACCUAGUGCAAAAUAUCUAUGCCCAAACCCUAUACCCAGGCCUCCCAACAAGAGAAACUUGAGCACCACGUCCAUUCAUACCGCUGGCACCACCGUAUCCCCCAUAAGCCCCUACGGUCCCGACUAUCUCGACCCUUGGGCGAACGUCAUUCCAUCGCCCUGCACCUCAAACCUAGCCAGCCCCUCCGGAAAAGUUGCAAAGAAACCUCCCAAGGCAAAGAGGCCUUGUCUGACUCGUGGGGCACCCCAAAAAAAUGACGGCGACCGUUACGGCACCUUCAGGUGUGACUGGGUAGGUUGUACCUACGAUCGUUUCUUCUCCCGCAAGGGAGUCCUCAAGCGACACAUUGAGACGCAGCACGUGUCUCCGGGUGCUUAUGAAUGUCCCUCGUGCGAUCACACUACCAGUCGGAAGGAGAAUCUGAAAGCACACCGAUGGUCAAUUCACAAGGAAAUCUCUUGA
Messenger RNA from Penicillium nucicola, 987 nucleotides. RefSeq lists its product as uncharacterized. The transcript has 2 exons. NCBI's taxonomy places the organism in Eukaryota, Fungi, Ascomycota, Eurotiomycetes, Eurotiales, Aspergillaceae. The record is from RefSeq and is a predicted model, not a curated record. Bases 1 to 987 code for a protein of 328 amino acids.